Molecule: messenger RNA, 1626 nt
Organism: Blepharisma stoltei
Lineage: Eukaryota; Ciliophora; Heterotrichea; Heterotrichida; Blepharismidae
Source: the annotation of a GenBank genome assembly
AUGGGAGUUUGCUGCACUGCAGAACACAAGUUGCGUAGUCCAUCAUCUGGCACUUUGAUUCCAAAAUCAGAAAUUUCACAACUAACACGACUUGAUAGUAAUAAUCAACUAGGCAUCGCAAAACAUUAUGAAUUUUUAAAAGUCCUUGGGUACGGACAGUUUGGAACAGUGCGAGAAGCUUAUAAAAUUGAAAGAAGCCCUAUGCAUAAUGAUAAUGACUCAACUAAAUUCAAGAGAUAUGCUGUUAAAUCAAUAAAUAAGGAUCGAGUCAAAAAAGGGAUCAAUAUGCUGAAACGCGAGUUAGAAACUUUACAAAUAUUAGACCAUCCCAAUAUAGUAAAACUCUAUGAAAUUUACGAAGACAGUAAGUAUAUUCACUUGGUUAUGGAGCUAUGCACAGGAGGAGAUUUAUUUGAUCAUUUGAUAUCUAAAGGGUAUUUAAUUGAAUCGGAAGUUGCACAAAUCAUGAGAAAAAUGCUUUCAGCAGUAAACUAUUUGCAUAGCCUACACAUCUGCCACAGAGAUAUUAAGCCAGAAAACUUUCUAUUUACAGCACAAGAUGAUCUUUCUGAAGUAAAAUUAGUUGAUUUUGGGAUGUCAGUUAAAUUUGGAGAUGACGGGAUGGAUACAAUGCUAGGAACACCUUAUUAUCUUGCUCCUGAAAUAUUAAAAGGUAGAUACGGCAAAGAAUGUGAUGUAUGAUCAUUUGGAGUCGUAAUGUAUUAUUUAUUGAGUGGGAAACAGCCAUUUAAAGGUGCCAAUAUACAAGAAUUAUUCCAAAACAUAAGGGUUGGAAAAUAUGCUUUCGAUGACGACAGAUGGAAUAAUAUUUCAAUAGCAGCAAGGCAGCUUAUCUCAAAAAUGCUCACAGUAAACCCUGAAGCCAGGAUCUCCAUUUCCAAUGCCCUUAAGCAUGAAUGGUUUACUUCAUAUUCUCAGGACCAACAGACAGGCAUAAAAAUUGAGCUUUUUAACUCAAUUAAAACAUUUAAACGGCAAAGCAAGCUUUGAAGAGAAGCUAUGAAAGUUUUCGUAAGGAAUUUAAGUGAAGAACAGCUAGAAGAGCUUCAUCAUGCAUUUGAUGAAAUUGAUAGAUCUAAAACAGGAGUCAUUACCCCUUCAGAUAUAGAAUGUGCAAUGAGGAGAAAUGGCUAUGUCAUUGCUAUGGAUGAGUUCCAAAAAUUAACAAGCACAAUCCAAGACAUCGGACAAGGCCGGCUAAACUAUACACAAUUUUUAAUUGCUGCAAUGGAUAGAAAACGACUGAUGAACGAAGAAGGCAUGUGAGAUGUCUUUAGGCAUUUUGACCUUGAUGGAAAUGGGGAAAUCACUGUUAAAGAGCUGAAAUAUGCUUUGGAAAAAGCAGGCUGCUGCGUAAGUGAUAAUGAUUUUCAAGAAAUUAUUGAGGAGUUUCACUUAAAAGGAGGGGAUAGUAUGGGGUUCGAUAAAUUCAAGGAAAUUAUGAUGUGUAAAUUUUAUUUAGGCUUUUCAGAAGAAAAUACACCAGCUGGGACUGAGCAUGAAGAAGAAUAUGGGGAAAGAAGAGUCACGAGAAGGCUGUCAAUGAGAAGAAUUACGAUCAGAAGGAAUAGUUUGUUGACAGAACAGAAUCCUUCAAAGAUAUAG